This is a messenger RNA of Scomber scombrus (Atlantic mackerel), 893 nucleotides long. RefSeq names its product small ribosomal subunit protein eS27-like. The record is from RefSeq and is a predicted model, not a curated record. Gene Ontology annotation, molecular function: structural constituent of ribosome; RNA binding. Gene Ontology annotation, biological process: ribosomal small subunit assembly; translation. The transcript has 4 exons. The coding region runs from base 103 to 357 and encodes 84 amino acids. Lineage: Eukaryota; Metazoa; Chordata; Actinopteri; Scombriformes; Scombridae. Gene Ontology annotation, cellular component: cytosolic small ribosomal subunit; ribosome.
GUGACUGUACUGAGAGAGGCGCACUUCAGCACUAACGUCGUACUUACUUAUCUACUACUUUGUAUUUUCCUUGGACGGAAAAACCUGAGUGAUUCGAGCAAAAUGCCCCUGGCUAAGGACCUGAUGCACCCCUGUCUUGCUGCUGAGAAGGGAAGACACAAGAAGAAGAGGCUGGUGCAGAGCCCCAACUCCUACUUCAUGGAUGUUAAAUGCAUGGGCUGCUACAGGAUCACCACCAUCUUCAGCCAUGCCCAAACAGUGGUGCCUUGUUCUGGCUGCUCUUUAAUCCUCUGUCAGCCACGAGGGGGCAAAUGCAGACUAACUGAAGGAUGCGCCUUCAGAAAGAAAUAUACCUGAGCAGAAAUGUGCCAAAAUACCCAUGACCGGGAGCAGCAUGGAUCACAGAUACAUGAGCGAGAGCCUCACUGUCCUGGAUGUUGAUUGUACCCUCCAAAGCAUAUUCUUAGUAGGGAAAUCCCCUCUGCAUCUGGAUAAUGUGGAGUGACAUCUCACUUUUCCAUUGGGGCUAAAAAAAAAAGGGGCGGAACAGGAAUGGCGCUAUGCCAGUAAUAGAUAAAUGAAAAUCAUGUACCUACAUUUUAAGUCUGCUGUGCUUAGAAUAAAUUGUGUAUCAAAUUGACAUGAAGAGACACUUUAUGAAGAAUAGUCUUGACCACAGCAGUUGCAAAGUGCACAAAAACUAGAAUCAGUCAGGAUUUCUGUAAAACAUUUAUUAGGUUGACAUAGAGAGGGGGGGGGGGGGGGGGGGGGUGUUGGUGAAUGAAAUAUUUCAAAAUGGUCUCGAUCAAAUGUGAGAAGCUUAUCAUGGCCCUGGCAUGAGAUGAAACCAUGAUGACCAUCACAAACAAAAAUAAAACAUUUUAAGAAUUUGU